This is a messenger RNA of Daktulosphaira vitifoliae (grape phylloxera), 1478 nucleotides long. RefSeq lists its product as uncharacterized. The transcript has 4 exons. The record is from RefSeq and is a predicted model, not a curated record. Lineage: Eukaryota; Metazoa; Arthropoda; Insecta; Hemiptera; Phylloxeridae. Bases 201 to 803 code for a protein of 200 amino acids.
AACCCUAUUAAACACCAAUUAUAUUUAUUUUUAUUUUAAUCUUAGGAAUUCAAAACAGCCAUCAGUUUAAUAAAAAAAUAUCUGCUAAUAUUAAUUCAAAAAUAAAAAUAUUAUUGAAAUUAAAAUUACGGCUUUCUAGAGCAGAAAGAAAAAAAAAGAUAUUAAAUAAAAACAAAAUCAAGCAGAAGCAAAAAGAAAGAAUGAUAUCAGAUGAAAUAAAAUCAGUUAAAAAAAAUAUAUACAAAAUGAGAAACAAAAAAAUUAUCAAAAUUGAUUUAUUUGACGAAAAUCAAAAUAGUAAUAUAGACCAAGAAUAUCUAAAAUUGAAUUUAAAAAUAUCUGAAAACCUAAAAAAAAGCAUUACACACACGAACCAAAUAUUAGAAGAAAUAAAUAAACUGUCAAACAGAAUAAAUGAGUGGCAAACAUUUGAAUUAAAAAAUAAUACUAAAUAUAAUGAGUAUAAACAAUCUUUGGAGUUACGUAAUAACAAAUUAAAAUUUGAAUUAAAAAUGAAGCAAAAAACAUUAGAAUUGUGCCAAAGAAAAAUUCAAGUUUUAAAAUACACUAUUAAAAAAUACGCAAAUAUGAAGAAAGAAAGUUUAAGUUUUUGUUCUAAUAUAGAAAACUAUUUUCAAAUGCUUGAAAAAUACUUUUAUCAAUUGAUGGCUAACAACUACGGAAAAACUUUAAGAAAUGUGGUUGAUGAUAGAAAAGAAUCAAUGAUUACUUGUGUAUGUUUUUUACGACGAUACAUAUUUAUUCUUACAGUUAACAAUAGUGUAUUACAUCAUUUUUUUUAACGGAUGUAUAAUGAAAAACUUAAAAAGUGGCUACAAAUACAAUGUAUUUAUAUAUUGACUUUUUGGUGUGAAUUGCUUUAAACUAUAAAGUUAUGACAAAGAAAAAAAAAAUUUUAAAAGGCUAUGCAACUUUGUGAGGUGGUAAUCCAAAUAAUGACUUUCAAUGAAAUUAUUCUACUUAGAGCUUUAUUACAAGAAAAUCUUCCUAAUAAUUUAAAUAAAAAUAAAAUAUAGUAUAAUAGCUUUUAAGAUAAUUAAUAGCUAUUUUUCUGAGAACAUAAUUUUGAAAAUUGAUAGUAUAAAUGUAUGAAAUUUUGGUUUAUAUAACUGUAAUGGAAUUAAAAUUUAUAUUUGCUUUUAAUUAUCAGUUUAUUUAAUUUCUACUCUUGACUGAGAGGCGAAUAGCCCAAUGGCAUAAAAAUUGUGACAGUCCUGUUCGCUUGAAAAUGUAUAUAACGCCUUGAAAUUAUAAGUUCCUAAUAUAAUUAAAAAUUAAUUUUUAUUCUUAAAAUAUGAAAUUUCAGUACAUACUCACAUAUUUAUAAUAUGUUAUACAUAAUUCUUAGUAAGAUAUAGCAGAUCACGCUAUUCAUAGCGGCUGUCAUCAAUCUAUAAACAGCGAUCAAAGGGGCAAUUUCACCCUUGUCCAGUCCGCCCCAAUUCUUAUACACAAGU